Didymella exigua CBS 183.55 is the source of this 3012-nucleotide messenger RNA. Its product is annotated as GPI ethanolamine phosphate transferase 1. NCBI's taxonomy places the organism in Eukaryota, Fungi, Ascomycota, Dothideomycetes, Pleosporales, Didymellaceae. Gene Ontology annotation, biological process: GPI anchor biosynthetic process. Gene Ontology annotation, cellular component: endoplasmic reticulum membrane. The record is from RefSeq and is a predicted model, not a curated record. The transcript is spliced from 3 exons. The coding region runs from base 1 to 3012 and encodes 1003 amino acids. Gene Ontology annotation, molecular function: mannose-ethanolamine phosphotransferase activity.
AUGUCGCAGCUUAGGCGGUAUGCGUUCCUGCUAGCGGCAUUACUCUUCCACCUGGUCUACAUAUUUUCCUGCUUCUCAAUCUACUUCGUGAGCCCCAUCGUGCAUGGCAUGCGCGAGCACCGCGUCGAGACACAAGAAGCUCCCGCGAAACGUUUGGUGCUCUUUGUCGGCGACGGCCUCCGCGCAGACAAGACUUUCCAGUCCUUCCCCAACCCCGACCCCAAUGCGACUACGCCCGACACACCGCAGCUGAUCGCCGACUACGUAAAAACUCCCCGCCCGCUAGCGCCCUUCCUGCGCUCCAAGGUCCUCGAAGACGGCACCUUUGGCGUCUCGCACACCCGCGUGCCCACCGAAUCGCGCCCUGGCCACGUCGCGCUCAUCGCCGGCCUCUACGAAGAUGUCUCGGCGGUUGCUACCGGGUGGAAGCUGAACCCUGUCAACUUCGACAGCGUGUUCAAUCGCAGCAGACACACAUGGAGCUGGGGCAGUCCCGACAUCCUGCCCAUGUUCGAGACGGGCGCUGAGCCUGGCCGGGUCGACGCCUACUGCUACGGGCACGACUUCGAAGACUUCUCGAAAGAUGCCUGGAUCCUCGAUGAGUGGGUCUUCGAGCGCGUCAAGGGGCUAUUCGAGGCCGCGAAGACGAAUGCGACGCUGAACGCUGAGCUGCGCAAGGAGAAGAACGUCUUCUUCCUGCAUCUGCUGGGACUCGACACCGCGGGACACGCACAUCGACCCUUCUCAUGGCAGUACCUGCACAACAUCCAGAUCGUGGAUCGCGGCGUUCGGGAAAUCACCAAGUUGGUCGAGGACUUCUACGAUGACGACCAGACGGCGUUCGUCUUCACAGCGGACCACGGCAUGAGCGAUUGGGGCAGCCACGGUGACGGGAACCCAGACAACACACGCACUCCGUUGAUUGCGUGGGGGGCAGGUGUGGCGAAGCCGGUCAAGACAGUGGGCAAAAAGGCAGACGGCCACGAAGACGGCUUCUCUCACGACUGGAACCUCGACCACGUCCAGCGGAACGACGUCGACCAGGCCGAUGUCGCAGCCCUCAUGGCCUACCUAGUCGGUCUCGACUUCCCCACAAAUUCGGUUGGUGUAUUGCCGCUGGCCUUCCUGGAUAAGAGCGACAAGGAGAAGGCGGAGGCGCUUCUUGUCAACGCAAAGGAGAUACUGGAAAUGUACCGCGUCAAGGAGGAGGCCAAGCGCGCGCACGCGCUCCACUACAAGCCAUUCCCCGGACUCGGCGACGAACAGCACUCUAUAGAGUACCGGACAAUCCGAAUACAGAAAGCUAUCGACGCCGGCCAGUAUGAGGAAGCUGUCGACAGGACCUACGAUCUCAUCGACCUUGGCCUUGACGGUCUGCGAUAUCUGCAGACCUACGACUGGCUUUUCCUCCGCGCGUUAAUCACACUCGGCUACCUGGGCUGGAUCGCUUUUGCCAUCACCACAGUCUUGGAUCUUCACGUGCUGAACGAGGACUCGGAGGCGCAGAGGACCACGCAGAGCACCAUCGCGUUCUCGUCUAUCCUGGUCGUGCUGUACUCGAUCCUCCUCAAGCAGAGAUCGCCUCUGUGGUACUAUGCCUACGCCAUCUUCCCUGUACUCUUCUGGGAAGAAGUCUACGCGCGAAGGUCGUCGAUCAUCAGGGGAGGUCGAGUACUCUUCAGCCAGGUCAACACCUUCGGCGACAAGCUCAAGCUCAUCCUGGCGACCCUUGGAUCUCUCGGCCUGCUACAGGCUCUCGUUCAGAGCUACUUCCACAGGGAAAUCUACACCGCCUGCUAUCUGCUUGCUACGGCAUGGCCAAUCUUCUACGGUCGAGAAUUCGCAAAGAAGAACAUCGGAACAGUUGCGACGUGGAUCUUGUCUUGCAUGAUGAUGAGCGCCUUCACUCUUUUGCCUGCCAACAAGGCCGAGAAUGUUCCUUUAAUCAUGAUUGGCGGUGGGCUGAUGUUCGCUGUUGGCGCCUUCUACCUGGCAUUCGAGCAGAGAAUACUUGCUGCUGGCAAAUCCCACGCCACUGCAGCCGAUGCUAAGAAUAGCCUCAACUCACGGCUUAUACUGGGCGUCCAGCUUGGCCUCGUGGCACUGUCUAUGAUCGUCACUAACAGCAGCAUCCAUUACGUUCAGGCUCGACAGGGUCUGCCCCUCGGCGUUCUGGUUGCAGGGUGGGCGACACUUGUGGGCUCAUUGUUCCUCCCAACCCUCCACAGUCUCUGCCCCAACAGCCACUAUAUCCACCGCCUGGUCGUCAUGUUCCUGCAGUUCGCGCCAACCUUCAUCAUCCUCAGCAUCUCCUUCGAAGGCCUCUUCUACUUCGCCUUCUGCAUGUGCCUGUUCAGCUGGAUGCGUCUGGAGCACCAAGUCUACCUGUAUACCACCUCCAACCCUCUCACCACCCCCCAGCCCCGCCCGUCCAUCGUCCCCGCCGUCGCCGCAGUAGAAGACCACCCGCCUCUCCCCGUCCGCACAACCGCAUACCGCCCCCUCACCCUGGCCGAUGCCCGCAUCGCCCUAUUCUUCUUCUUCUUCAUCCAGUCCGCAUUUUUCAGCGCCUCGAACAUCGCCUCCGUAUCCUCCUUCUCACUCGACGCGGUGUACCGGCUGAUCCCUGUCUUCGACCCGUUCAGUCAAGGCGCGCUGCUGAUGCUCAAGCUCAUGGUGCCGUUCGCGGCGCUCUCCGCUAAUUUCGGGCUGCUGAAUCGCCGCCUGGGCGUUGCGCCCAGCGCGCUGUUCAUGGUUGUCAUGGCGAUCAGCGAUGUCAUGACAUUGAGUUUCUUCUUCAUGGUCAAGGACGAGGGGAGCUGGUUGGAUAUCGGGACGACGAUUAGUCAUUUUGUUAUUGCGAGUUUGCUGGGCGUUUUUGUCGCUGGGCUGGAGAUCUAUAGUGAGUGGAGUAUUGGGGUGGUUGCGUUUGAGAGCAGGAGAGAGGUCGGGGCGCAUGGGAAUGGGAAUGGUGGACUUGUGGGGAGGAACGGUGAGGCGAAGUCCGGCUGA